UUCCGCGUCAAACGAGUUAACUGUGCACCGUAGGCUUACUGCGUAUAACGACUAAUCUUAGAAUACAGAAGAAACUCUUGAAGCCUUCAUAAGGCGUAUUUGUUUUCCUUUCAGUAGGCGACCAGAGGCUGAAGGUUAGAGAUGUCUCUGGCGGAUGAGCUCCUGGCAGAUUUGGAGGAGGCCGGAGAUGAGGGUGAGGACGGGUUGUAUGCAGAGGGAGAGGAAGGGGAGAGCGAUGGAGAGGUGGCGCAGGGAAGGACAGAGGCAGGGCUGGAAGACAUCCCAGAGGAGAUGGAGGUGGACUACAGUAAAGCUGAGAGUGUGGCGUCCAUCGCCAAGCUCCGCAACAGCAAACAGUUUUCAGAGAUAAUGGACAAAAUUUCUGUGUACAGUGGAAAACAGCGCAAGAACUCAGAGGUCUCGGGUCCAGUCGAGGCCGACCCAGAAUACAGACUGAUCGUUGCAGCCAAUAACCUCACAGUGGAGAUCGACAAUGAACUCAAUAUCAUCCACAAGUUCACUCGCGACAAGUACUCCAAGAGGUUCCCAGAGCUCGAAUCUUUGGUGCCAGAUUCUCUAGAUUACAUCCGCACAGUCAAGGAGUUAGGAAACAACCUGGACAAGUGCAAGAACAAUGAAACUCUUCAGCAGAUCCUCACUAACGCCACUAUUAUGGUCGUCAGUGUCACAGCUUCCACCACACAGGGGUCACAGCUAAGUGAGGAUGAACUGAAGCAACUGGAAGAGGCAUGUGACAUGGCUCUGGAGCUGAACCAGUCCAAACACAGGAUAUAUGAAUAUGUGGAGUCCAGGAUGUCAUUCAUUGCCCCAAAUCUGUCCAUCAUUGUUGGAGCCUCAACAGCUGCCAAGAUCAUGGGUAUCGCUGGCGGCCUCACUAACCUCUCCAAAAUGCCCGCCUGUAACCUGAUGCUGCUGGGAGCUCAGAGAAGAACGCUGUCUGGCUUCAGCAGCACCUCCCUGCUGCCCCACACCGGCUUCAUCUACCACUGUGAUGUGGUGCAGUCGCUACCACCUGACCUCAGGAGGAAGGCAGCUCGUCUGGUGGCUGCAAAGUGCACUCUGGCUGCCCGAGUGGACAGUUUCCACGAGAGUUCAGACGGCAAGGUUGGCUACGAUCUAAAAGAAGAAAUAGAGAGGAAGUUUGAUAAAUGGCAGGAGCCUCCGCCAGUAAAGCAGGUCAAACCACUGCCAGCCCCGCUGGAUGGACAGAGGAAGAAGAGAGGAGGAAGGAGGUAUCGAAAGAUGAAGGAGCGUCUUGGACUGACUGAGAUCAGGAAACAUGCCAACAGAAUGACUUUUGCAGAGAUUGAAGAUGAUGCAUAUCAGGAGGAUCUGGGCUUCAGUCUGGGUCAGCUGGGGAAGAGCGGCAGUGGGCGCGUCAGGCAGGCUCAAGUCAACGAGGCCACCAAAGCCAGAAUCUCCAAAUCCCUCCAGAGGACGUUGCAGAAGCAGAGCAUGACAUACGGAGGAAAGUCUACAGUCAGAGACCGCUCCUCAGGAACCAGCUCCAGUGUAGCAUUUACACCUCUUCAGGGGCUGGAGAUUGUCAACCCACAGGCUGCAGAGAAGAAGGUGGCUGAAGCUAACCAGAAAUACUUCUCUAACAUGGCGGAGUUCCUCAAAGUCAAAAAGGAAGCUAAGAUGUAAACACACAGCAGACAACACACACCAUCAUCUUGCACAUGGACUGUUGGACUCAACAAUGUUAAAUGUUCAUAUAUUUUGAAAUUCGCUUGACAUUGUGCUUGGUCCUGUAUUUUGGUUUUACUUUUUCGUUUUUCUGUUUUAAUAAAACGUGAAAAUUUCACAA
Messenger RNA from Epinephelus fuscoguttatus (brown-marbled grouper), 1831 nucleotides. RefSeq names its product PRP31 pre-mRNA processing factor 31 homolog (yeast) (gene prpf31). Gene Ontology annotation, cellular component: U4/U6 x U5 tri-snRNP complex; precatalytic spliceosome; U4 snRNP. The record is from RefSeq and is a predicted model, not a curated record. Lineage: Eukaryota; Metazoa; Chordata; Actinopteri; Perciformes; Serranidae. Bases 142 to 1668 code for a protein of 508 amino acids. The transcript has 14 exons. Gene Ontology annotation, biological process: mRNA splicing, via spliceosome; spliceosomal tri-snRNP complex assembly.